Aphanomyces astaci is the source of this 646-nucleotide messenger RNA. RefSeq lists its product as hypothetical. The coding region runs from base 43 to 507 and encodes 154 amino acids. The transcript has a single exon. Lineage: Eukaryota; Oomycota; Saprolegniomycetes; Saprolegniales; Verrucalvaceae. The record is from RefSeq and is a predicted model, not a curated record.
UUCCAAAUAUCCAUCACCACCACAUCGCCACUACAUACCAUCAUGACCUGGACGACAUUUUUUGGCCCUGAACUGCAGACCAAGGACGGCGUGUUCCCCACCGACCAAGUGCUCGAAGGCAAGAAGUACGUCGGCAUCUACUUCUCGGCGCACUGGUGCCCCCCUUGCCGCGGGUUCACGCCGCUGCUGAGUGAAUCGUACGAACAGUUCAUCGAAGACGACAUCAAGGACGUGGCGAUCGUGUUCGUGUCGUCCGACAAGGAAGACGCGUCGUUCAACGAAUACUACAACGACAUGCCGUUCUACGCGCUCCCGUUCAAGUACCGCGAGCAAAAGGACGUGCUGGCCAAGCAAGUGUUUGAAGUCAAGACGAUCCCGACCCUUGUGUUCCUGGACGCGGCCGGCAAGACCGUGACCAAGGACGGACGCCAGUUGGUCGUGGAUGCGCGCGGCGACCCCACGCGCGUCUUGGCUGCACUUGCGGCCGUGGAAGCCACGCAACCUUGAAAACAUCAACCUUUUUCAUACCAUAAUAACACCCGAUCGACUGAAUAUACAUACCUCAAAUAGUUCGUUUCAAGGCAUUGAAAGUGAAUACUAACUAAUACAGUCCAGAAGAAGAAUCAGUGCGGUGGGGACCUCGUCG